UUCCCUUCCUGUGGUUGUACAAGCUGUGGAGCUACACCAGGCGUAUGUUCAUAUACGAACGUAGGAAAUUGUGUGUGAUUCAGUGUGUGAACUUGUGCAGUGCACUUGGCUGCCCCUGGCUCCCUGGUCCUCCUCUGGAGAAAAGUCAGGCUCCUUUUUGGUUAUUCACAUCUGAACAGUUAACCCUUUCAGUGGGUAGUUCAGGUUUUACAAUAUUCACAGGACCACACAAUCAUCACCACAGCCACGGAACCUUUUAUUACCAUCCAAAGAAGCCUCACGUUCAUGAGCAGCCACUCCUUAUUUUUGUCUGUCAGCCUCCUGUGCGGACAUUUCAUGUAAAUGAACCUGGCACCUUGUGGUCUUUGUGUCUGGCAUCUUUCACUCAGCAUGAGGUUUCCAAGCUCUGUCCAUGCACACUUUCUGUUGAUGGCUGAGUACUAUCUACCCUCCUUGAGGGAUGUGCCACAUUUGGUGUGUCCAUUGAUCAACUGGUGGACAUGGGGUAGUUUCCACCUUCAACUAUGAAUCUGCUGCUGUGUUUGUGUGCCAGUUAGUGGACGUCAGUUCUCAAGUGUGUUGGGCGCAUUCACCUGGGAGGGAAUGUCUGGGUAAACACUAGGUCCACUUUCAAUGUUCGAGGGCUUCUGGCUGUUUGCCAAUGUGAGAGCGUCAUUUGGCCUUCCACGAGCAGCGUGCGAGGGCUCCACCUUCCCCACAUCUCACCGAUGGUCACCCCACUUGUCAUCUAACUUCUCCACACAUGGCCUUUGCUGCCAUUUUUGGAGUACUUCUCAGUUAUUCAAACCAGGAUGGAAUGCUUAUUUGAGUUCAUGAGUUUCUGAAUUUCUUGCUGGUGGGGACAGCGGGCUCUGCUCCUUGCACUUGCUCAGAAGGUCAACUGAAUGUCUGGAUGGACCGUGGGGCUCACAGGCUCUGGAGGGGCAUGACUUUUUUUUCUUUCAGUCACUAAACUAUCACGUUGUGCCAGCGAGUUCAAAAGUGUUUUCUUUUCGAUCUCGUGUCUGUUGACCUUUCCAUAUCUUGACCUCUCCCACCUCUCACCAGGGACCUUGAAACCCAAGCACAGAAGGAGCUGUUCUGAAUCUUUUUCAGGCUACCAAGAAAGGAGAAGCUGCACACUGUGGUGGACUGCUCCUCUGGAUGCCCUUCAGUCGGUUCCACACUGCAGGACACAUGAUUUUCCUCUGACAGCUCCACCUGCUUUGCCAGCAGAGAAGAUGGCUGCUACAAUGUUGUCCUUCUGCUCAGAGAGGAGAUGUCUUCAUUUUGCAAGCAUUAUUAUCAGUGGAGCAAGAAAUGGACAUGGUGACCUACAUACCUAAAAAAUUGAUUUUGGAAUUGUGCAUAGCAUCAAAUUUACCUUAUAACCAAUUUGUAGUGAGCAUGGAGAAGAUGGAGGACACCAGUCUGCUGCCCAGCCCCAUCCUCAUCAGCAUCAGGAGCGAGAUGGCCUUCCAGUUCAUCGAGCUCAAGGAUAGAGAGACCUUGGUGGAGACCCUGCUUGAGAGACUGAAGCAGGUCCACGCCAACCAUCCUGUGCACUAUGACACCUCAACCAAUGACAAGGACAUGGCUGAACACACAUCACCUGUUUUGUACUUGACAAGCAUGUGCAGUGAGCACAAGUUUGGGGAUCUUGAAAUGGUGUCCUGUCACAGCAGCAAGGAGCAUGAAGACAAGAGCCCACCUCUGCACCCCGGACCCCUGACUGUUGUCCUCCAGGCUUUGGGCAGCCAGAACCCUGACUCCUACCUGGUUGGUGAGGCCACUCCUUCCCUUGUGUGCCAUGGGCACUGGAGGCUGGGCAAUGACCAUGGAGGGUGUGGCACCUGAGCACCAGCUCCUCUUGCCCCGGGUGGAGAGGUGGCCGUGGACCUUGGGCAGCAAGGGCUCUCUUGAGGGCUCAGACAGCAGAGGGGGAGCCAGCCUUCCCCUGUCCGUUAGUGGCUCUCAUGUCAUUCCUGCCGUGUGACUUGGGCAGCGGGCGGUGCCGGCCCUGUGGGUUUUCAGGUGUCAACAAAGUGUUCCUCCCACUGGUCGGUGGCGUCUGUGAGCAUCUCAGUGUCAGUUUCCUACAUGUGUGUCUUGGGACAAAGGGCUGCCUGUCCUCUAGUUUUAUGAACUAAAAUUAUUUUUGCUACAUUCAUACUUUUUUCUUUAUAUGGAAAAUUUGAGGCGAACAGACUCCAAUUUCGUAACUAGACUCUAAGUGGCAGUGAAGAGACUAGUUUUGACCUUGUCACUGCGUUGGGGACCAGGUGUGGCUGCAGACCUUAUUACCCCACACUCCUUCUCAGUUACUGCAGGUCCUACAGCAUCGAUUGUUACUUUCAUCAAUCCAGACUGAACCUUUCUUUUCAGAUGUGAUGCAUGCCCACACACACACACGGGGGGUAUGGGUAUAUAUAUAUAUAUGCGUGUGUAUUUAUUAUGUAUAUAUGUAUUUACAUUUGUGUAAACAUAUAUAUGAUUAUUUCCUUAAUCUAUAAUUUCCUAAGU
This is a messenger RNA of Sciurus carolinensis (gray squirrel), 2523 nucleotides long. Its product is annotated as TBC1 domain family member 8-like. The record is from RefSeq and is a predicted model, not a curated record. The transcript is spliced from 5 exons. NCBI's taxonomy places the organism in Eukaryota, Metazoa, Chordata, Mammalia, Rodentia, Sciuridae. The coding region runs from base 1321 to 1857 and encodes 178 amino acids.